Molecule: messenger RNA, 785 nt
Organism: Stomoxys calcitrans (stable fly)
Lineage: Eukaryota; Metazoa; Arthropoda; Insecta; Diptera; Muscidae
Exons: 3
Coding region: 45-602 (185 amino acids)
Source: RefSeq, a predicted model, not a curated record
ACUUCCAAAAACAUUAAAACUUUGUUACUACUUAAAAUAAUCAAAUGUUGAAGAAAAGAAAAAUAUUUUUCCUGUUGUUAGCGCUGAGUCUUGCCGUCUUAACAAAGACCGCAAAACGACGCUUUAAUGUCGUAAUCAAGAAUACCACCUGUCAAGUAUUCAGUCCAGUGAUGAAGCAAUUCGAUUGCGCCUUUAAAAUGUUGAGCCCCAGUAAUUACCUGAUCGAUACGAGUUUCAUGUAUGCACGCGAAUUGAAUGAAAAUGCAGAAUGGCAAGGCUUGAUUUAUUUCAGCCAUUUAAAAGGCUCCAAGCCCAUAAAAUUUUUGGAUAUCAAGAUGAAUAUCUGCAGUGCCUUAUCAACUGCUAUGACUGUGCCCAUAGUCAAAAUGAUUAUGGAGGAAACAAGAAAGACAAGCAAUUUGCCCUACGAGUGUCCAUUGAAGGCCAAUUUCCUCUACAGCUAUUCCAAUUUCAGUAUGAAUGCAAAAAUUUUACCCGCAUAUGCGCCAUUAAUAAAAUUUAAUUUUUCUCUAAACACUUUUGAUAAUCGAGUGCUGAUUUCGAAAUAUGUGGUGGAAGGAUCUACAGUUCAAAUACCGUAAAAAGCUUGCAAAUGAGUUUUAAACAGGGAAUUUCAAAAAAUAAAUAUAUAUACAAAUCCCAAGAACAAAAUAUCGUUGAAAUAAAUGUUCCCCAAGUAAGUCUGGACCUACGCUAUUAAAUGGUAUGUUUUAUGUAAAGCCUAAGAAUUAAAAUUGGUCUUGUAAUAUUUAAAUUGAAAUCUA